AUGAGAAAAUUACUUAAUUAUGUUUUUAGGAAUUUUACUGGAGACACCAGGCUCAAUUCCAGCUUCACUGUUGAUGAUGACAACAUAACGUAUUCUGAAGACUACGAUGAAGCAGUUGCACAGUACAAUUUAACAAUUAUUAUAAGGGCAAUGUCCAUUAUGUGGUACAUUGUGACUCUAAUAUUGGGGAUCAUAGGAAAUGGUUUAGUCAUCUGGAUUGCCGGUUUCAAGAUGAAGACAGUCAGUGCCUUGUGGUUCCUAAACUUGGCUAUUGCUGACUUUGUCACAUGUGUUUCUCUACCCUUACGUAUUUCUGAGUGGGCUUUGUAUUGGAAAAUUCCUUUUGAUCACUUCCUAUGUAAGGCUGGUAUAACAAUUCUCUUCAUAAACAUGUUAACCAGUGUUUAUUUCAUGACCGUCAUCAGCAUUGAUCGAUGUGUUUCCGUUUGUUACCCAAUUUGGACCAAAAUACACAGGACACCCAGGUUAGCCACCAUCAUAGCUGUACUGGUUUGGCUGCUGAGCCUAGUUACUAGUAUCCCUCACCUGGUGUUUAACCAUGGGUUUGAUGAUGUCACUGAGUGUUUUCCUAAAUAUUUACAAAUUUCAGGAAAGAGAAGAAGGGCAAUGUUUAUCACAAAGAAUAUCUGCAUGUUUGCAUUUCCAUUUGCCAUCAUCCUCAUAUCAUAUGUCCUGAUUUUUUUCAAGAUAAGAGCUAUCAGAAAAUCAAGUAGGUCUAACAGACCAUUCCGAGUUAUCACCGCAGUCAUAGUAUGCUUCUUCAUCUGCUGGUUUCCAUAUAACACCUGGCCAUUAAUAACGAUUGAUGUAAAUUACUGGAGAGCUGAUGUUGUCAUUACAGAAGUUUCCGUCUGCUUGGCUUACUUCAGCAGCUGCAUAAACCCCUUGCUCUAUGUCUUCUUUUCCCAUGAUUUCAAGAAAAGCUUUGUAAAGUCCAUUCCAGCUGUGUUGGAAAAUGCUUUUAAGGAGCCGUCUGAUCUUAACAGUUUGGACAACGCUGUCACCAGCACAUUUCCAACUUUACAUUUGGAAUCUUCAUUAUAA
Messenger RNA from Pseudophryne corroboree (corroboree frog), 1065 nucleotides. RefSeq names its product C3a anaphylatoxin chemotactic receptor-like. Gene Ontology annotation, cellular component: plasma membrane. Gene Ontology annotation, molecular function: complement receptor activity; G protein-coupled receptor activity. The transcript has a single exon. The coding region runs from base 1 to 1065 and encodes 354 amino acids. Gene Ontology annotation, biological process: positive regulation of cytosolic calcium ion concentration; complement receptor mediated signaling pathway; inflammatory response. NCBI's taxonomy places the organism in Eukaryota, Metazoa, Chordata, Amphibia, Anura, Myobatrachidae. The record is from RefSeq and is a predicted model, not a curated record.